Messenger RNA from Myotis daubentonii (Daubenton's bat), 315 nucleotides. Its product is annotated as transmembrane protein 230-like. The transcript has a single exon. The record is from RefSeq and is a predicted model, not a curated record. The coding region runs from base 1 to 315 and encodes 104 amino acids. Lineage: Eukaryota; Metazoa; Chordata; Mammalia; Chiroptera; Vespertilionidae.
AUGAAGUACUCAAGACUCUCCAGCACACAGGAUGGCUACAUUGACCUUCAGUUUAAGAAAAGCCCUCCUGAGAUCCUGUAUAAGAUCACAGCACUUGCUGCAGAGCUGUUUUUGAUUGACACCUUUCUCAUCAUCACAGGUGCCAUCCUGCAUGGCUAUAUCAGCAAAAAAAGUGCUGGGCAGACUAGGCCCUCCCCUACAGAUCACCGGCAUCCUGGUGUUCCUGCCAGGAUUUUACUAGCUGCAUAUCGCCUACCAUGCAAACAAAGGCUACAGGGUUACUCAUACAAUGACAUUACAGGCUUUGAUGACUAG